Messenger RNA from Capsicum annuum, 735 nucleotides. RefSeq lists its product as uncharacterized. The transcript has 2 exons. NCBI's taxonomy places the organism in Eukaryota, Viridiplantae, Streptophyta, Magnoliopsida, Solanales, Solanaceae. Bases 93 to 488 code for a protein of 131 amino acids. The record is from RefSeq and is a predicted model, not a curated record.
AUUACGCGCCAAGAGCAAAAGGAUAAUAUAAUAAACAAAAUUGAAAGCAAAUUAGGAAUAUUUUUGUGGCUGAAAAUUAGGAAGCCAUUGUAAUGGAAGCUGUUGUAGGAAGUUCUCCUUCUCCUUCAUUGACCAUCACUAGAAGAAACUCCACUAUUGCUUUUAAGGUGCUUUCGUGGAAUUCUCUGUACAGUAGAGGUAAUAACUCUCGACUAUAUCAUCCUAUGUUGCGUCUGAAAAGAAGUGGCAAUGACAACUCUGGGAGUUGCUCUCCUUUAUGCUACAUUGAGCAAAUGUUCAGUAACAGUACAUUUUCUCAGCCAAUCUGGAGGCAUAGCAAGAUAUUCAUAGAUAAACAAAGUUUGUUGGUUAUACUAACUUCUCUGCUAAGAAAAUUCAAAACCAGUAUCCACAAAACCGUAAAGCAUUCGGAAAUAUUCAAGAGUAUAGUACCUGAUAUAUUUUUGUUUGGUCCUGCAUUGGGCUAAUGCUGGUUAUGGCAGUUAAUGGUGCUGUUAUCAAGGCUCCCAUUUUAAUAGUUCUCGCGCAUACCUCGACUAAUUUCAAUACCUGCCACCUCCCACCUGUCAGGCAGCAACAAUACUAGUAAGUUUUCUUCUUUUUUGAUAGUGUCCAGGUCAGCUUUUGCUCACCUCGACUAAAUCCAGGUAUACCUGUCAAAUACCACCAGCAACAGAUAUAUCAGGUAACUCUAUCCGCCAAAACUAAAACAAA